AUGGUCUCUCUCUCCUCUCUUGCAACUGUAUUGUUGCUUUCGUCGACCACUUUGGCAGUCGAAGGUGUCACCAUCUACCAUAAAGAUGAUUUGAUUGUAAGCACAUGUAAAACCAUGUUGGGCAAAGCAGCCGUGCUUUUCAACGCUACAACAGAUAAGGCCGGAUACUGUAACCGCAAAAAUCAACAAGCUUUGGGCUCGAUGGCUACAUGCUUGAAGAUGUCCAAGAAUGAGCAGGCCGUUGAUACCUUCAUCACCCUGUGUGCCAAAUACAACUUGACUGCAGAGCAGUUUAUGGCCUCUUACAACAACGCUUCGAACUUUUUGGUUAAAAAUGUUACCGCUAAUCCAACUUACAAGAAAGGAAAGCUUUUCUACUACCCAGUUCAGAUUCCUGCAAAGACUCUUAAAGGUGCUUUUGACUCCAACAUCGGUAGAUACUACAACUACAACAGGGCUAAUUACUACGGUUGGGUUCUUUUGGCCUACUGGUUCGCUUUAAUUCUUCUUGCCGGCGCUUGUCGUUUGGUCAAAUUUAUUGCACCUAAGUUUGUUCAGUCCUUGAACGGAAAGGUCACCAACCUCUACAGAAAGUACAUUUCUUUGCCUGCUCUUGUGAAGGAGAAGAGGGUUGCACACGGUGCGAUUUUCAAGGUUUUCGAGUUCAUUAUUCCAUCUCGUUUGGAGACCAUCCAAAUUUUCGUCUACUUCAUCUUGACCUUGGCCUUCAAUGUCGCUAACUUCCACCAUGAUUCUCCAAACAGUAUCUGGACCGUUCAGUCCGCUGAGAUUGGUAGAAAGAUUGCCGACAGAUCUGGUGUCAUGGUCUUGUACUUGAUUCCACAAUUAAUUUUGUUUGGUGGUAGAAACAACUUCACCCGCUGGAUUUCUGGCUGGUCCUACGCCCGUUUCAAUGUUAUUCACCACUGGAUGGGAAGAAUUGUCAUGAUUUUAAUCAUUGUUCACGCUGUUGGUAUGACCUUCAACGGUAAGGGUAUUGGAAAGUACGACUCUCGUAACAAGAAGCCUUACGUGCGUUGGGGUUACGUUUCAACUGUCGCUGGAUGCCUCAUGUGCUUCCAUUCUAUGGCAAUUUUGCGUAAGACCCGUUAUGAGUUGUUUGUUCUCAGUCACAAUGUUUUGGCUGUAGUGUUCAUCAUGGGCGCUUGGCUUCACAUCGAGAAUGACGAGUUCGAGCAGUUCACUAUUGCCGCAACUGCAGUCUGGGCUUUUGACAAGGUGAUGAGACUCGCAAGAAUGGCAUGGUUUGGAGUCCAAACCGCUGACGUUCAAUUGAUCGCCAACGAGACUCUCAAAGUUAGAGUUCCCAAGCCUUCUAGAUGGAAGCCAUAUCCUUUGUGUCACGCAUACAUCUACUUCUUCAGAGCUUCUUGUUUCUGGCAAUCGCACCCUUUCACUGUUGUGUACUCCACUGUUGACCAAAAUGAGAUUUCCUUUUUCAUUAAGGUCAAGGGUGGCAUGUCCAACAGCCUUUACCAGUAUUUGAGCAACCAACCAGACCAAAGAGCUAGCAUCAAGUGUUCCGUUGAGGGUCCUUACGGAAGUCAAGAGCCUUUGCAACACUACGAGUCUCUUGUUUUCUUCGCCGGUGGUAACGGUAUCCCAGGUUUAUUUGCUAGUGCCCUUGAGUUUGCUCUGAAGAACACCAACCAAAAGGUGAAGCUUUACUGGACCAUUCGUCACUGGAAAUCCAUGGAAUGGUUCUACACAGAAUUUUUGUCUUUGAAAGACACCAAUAUUGAAGCCGUCGUGUAUGUCAGCAGAUACGACACCAAAUUGGAUGAAGAUUUCAUUGAAAAAUUCCAACCAGAACUGUCUUCAUCAUCCAGUGAAAAGGAUCUUGAUGCCAAGAACUCCCAAGAUCACGUUGCUCGUCUCAUGGAGUCUCUUAGCUUCGUUGACUUCAGAAGCGGCAGACCAAACAUUGAAGAGGUUGUUCAGCAAGAGAUCAGUGAAACCAGCCGUUCUAUGGCUGUUAUUGCAUGUGGUCACGACCAAUUUGUUGAUGCUACCCGUAAAGCAGUGGUCAACAACUUGCCAGUGGGUAAGAGAGUGGACCUCAUUGACACUAUGGAAGUCUGGUAA
This is a messenger RNA of Australozyma saopauloensis, 2106 nucleotides long. It is a transcript of the gene FRE10, whose product is annotated as Fre10p. Gene Ontology annotation, molecular function: ferric-chelate reductase activity. The record is from RefSeq and is a predicted model, not a curated record. The transcript has a single exon. The coding region runs from base 1 to 2106 and encodes 701 amino acids. Gene Ontology annotation, biological process: intracellular iron ion homeostasis; copper ion import; iron ion transport. Lineage: Eukaryota; Fungi; Ascomycota; Pichiomycetes; Serinales; Metschnikowiaceae. Gene Ontology annotation, cellular component: plasma membrane.